UUUCCCUUCACAUAUCACCAAAAAAGAAAGAAAAAAACACAACCUUAGCUAAUUGAGUCCCUAUUCCCCUCUCUCCAUAUCACACCAGAAGGUCCAAAACAACACCAGAAGAUUAAAGAAUCUGUGGGAAACUUAGGGUAAAGAGCGAGGAGAAAUGGCCUCAACUGCAUGCUUCUUGCACCAUCAUGCCAUCACUACCCCAGCAAGAACAUCAUCACAACGUUAUGUUCUACCUCUUAAGCCCAACCAACUAGUCUGCCGUGCCCAAAAGCAGACUGUUCAAGAAGAAGAUGAUAGCAAUGUUGCUGCUGUUUCUCGUAGAUUGGCUCUGACUCUGCUCAUUGGUGCAGCUGCUGUUGGCUCAAAAGUCUCACCUGCUGAUGCCGCCUAUGGAGAAGCCGCUAAUGUUUUCGGCAAACCAAAGACAAACACGGAUUACAUUCCUUACAAUGGAGCUGGUUUUAAGCUGUCGAUUCCCUCAAAAUGGAACCCAAGCAAAGAAGUUGAGUUCCCUGGCCAAGUUCUUAGAUAUGAAGACAACUUCGAUAGCAACAGCAGUGUCUCUGUUAUAAUCAUCCCAUGUGACAAGAAAUCCAUCACUGACUAUGGUCCCCCUGAGGAAUUCCUCUCAAAGGUGGACUACUUGCUGGGAAAACAAGUCUACGCUGGCAAAACUGAAGCAGAGGGUGGAUUCGAACCAAACACCGUGGCAACCGCUAACAUAUUAGAGCAAGAAACUCCAAUAGUUAAUGGAAAGCAAUACUAUGUGAUAGCUGUGUUAACAAGAACUGCUGAUGGAGAUGAGGGAGGAAAACACCAACUUAUUAGAGCCACUGUAUCAGAUGGAAAACUCUGGAUUUGCAAGGCACAAGCAGGAGACAAGAGAUGGUUCAAAGGUGCCAGGAAAUAUAUCGAGAGCACAGCAGGUUCUUUCAGUGUUGCUUGAGAUGGACUUCUGGAUUUGCUUUGUUUGUAACUCAUCCUUAAAAAAGUGUUGGAUGUAUGGUUGAGUCCUUCAAACUUUUCUACCAGGAGCUUUAGAGCUAUUCAACGCUAAUGUGGAUAAUUCAAGUAUAACUUUGCAUAUAAGAACCCUCUACAAUGAACCAAAACUUUUGCCUCCUUUCAUCUCUUCUAGUGGUGCAAGCCAUGUGGUAAUUGGCCAUAAUUAGCACUUUCAUUUCUUUGGGCCA
Molecule: messenger RNA, 1193 nt
Organism: Coffea arabica (coffee)
Lineage: Eukaryota; Viridiplantae; Streptophyta; Magnoliopsida; Gentianales; Rubiaceae
Product: oxygen-evolving enhancer protein 2, chloroplastic
Biological process (GO): photosynthesis
Cellular component (GO): photosystem II oxygen evolving complex; extrinsic component of membrane; photosystem II
Molecular function (GO): calcium ion binding
Source: RefSeq, a predicted model, not a curated record